AUGUACAUUCCAAAAGCCAGAGGUGGUCUCUCCACUCAGCUUGCUCGCCCACUUUGCAAAAGGACCUUGCCUACAGGGUCAAGCUGCCUUUCAACAAACACCCAAACUGCCCGAAAAGAAGGUGACAUCUCUUCCGUCUUUGUCUCGUUAUCCGGGGACGGAAAAGCUGCGCCGCUCGAUGAGCGAUUCGCAGACCAGAAGAAGAAGCUCAUCGCUGGGCGUGGAGACCAACUAAAACGAAGCUGGGAUCGUCUGCUGUGUAAGCUCAGAGAUGAAGUUGAGAUCAUCGAACAGCGUGGAUCGGAUAUCAUCCCCAGUAUCGACUUCAAAGAUAUCCAUGCUGCCCCCAGAUCAUUCCACGAUGAGCUCCGGAAGCGAGGAGUUGCAAUUAUCCGUGGUGUGGUCCCCGAAGACGAGGCGAGAGGCUUUAAAGAAGAGAUAGAAGCCUAUGCACGCGCGAACCCGGGUACAAAAGCCUUCCCACCUAAUGAUCCCCAAGUAUACGAACUGUACUGGUCUCACCCUCAAGUUCGUGCCCGCUCACAUGCCAAUAUGUUGGAGACACAACGAUUCCUCAUGAGCUUCUGGCAUUCUUCCGCAUCCGAUGCCAUGAUUUCUCCUCUGCACCCAGUCACCUAUGCGGAUCGUCUUCGUAUCCGCCAGCCAGGCGAUGCAGGAUUUGCACUAGGUCCCCAUACCGAUGCUGGAAGCGUUGAGCGCUGGGAGGACAACGGAUAUGGCUUGGGCCAAGUCUACCAACGAAUCUUCGAGGGACGGUGGGAGGAAUACAACCCCUGGGAAGCUAGCUGCCGCCUUCCUGUGAUGUCUAACUUGUACGACGGUGCUGGAGCUUGCUCUAUGUUCCGCAUGUUCCAAGGAUGGCUGAGCAUGUCCCACACGGGCCCGAAUGAGGGAACAUUGCUUGUGAACCCUCUUCUUUCAAUGGCCACCGCGUAUAUGCUUCUCCGUCCAUUCUUCCAGCCUGUCAACAAAGCUCCAGUAGAUGGAACCUCUCGCAUCGCGAUGGAUACCUUUUUGGAACCCGCAAACUGGCGCUUGGAGGAUAAGGUCACUAGCAAGCUGGAGGGGGCUACUCCUGGUUACUCACAGGAGCUUAACUCAGUUCUUCACCCGCAUCUUGAGCUUGAGAAGACGAUGGUACAUGUUCCACAGAUUGGACCUGGUGACUAUGUUGCCUGGCACUGUGACACUAUUCACGCCGUUGACAAGGUUCAUCAGGGUGCUGGUGACUCAAGUGUGCUGUACAUUCCUGCCUGUCCUGUCACAGAAGCAAAUGUGGAGUACGUCAAGCGCCAGAAGAAUGAUUUCAUAAACGGCAUUCCUCCUCCCGAUUUCCCAGGCGGUAAGGGUGAGAGUGAACAUAUCGGUCGCGCAACUGUGGAGGAUCUUCAAGGUUACGCCAAUGAGCAAGCUCUACGCGCAUUUGGUUUCAGCAAGUGGAACUCCGAGGAGGAGAACCUCAACAUUGGGCAGCGACGUGUUUUGCAAAAAGCCAACGAGAUCCUAGGCCUCUAA
Molecule: messenger RNA, 1536 nt
Organism: Penicillium verhagenii
Lineage: Eukaryota; Fungi; Ascomycota; Eurotiomycetes; Eurotiales; Aspergillaceae
Product: DUF1479 domain-containing protein
Exons: 3
Coding region: 1-1536 (511 amino acids)
Source: RefSeq, a predicted model, not a curated record